AUGAAGUUCACCACCCUCGCCACCUCGGUCCUCCUCAGCGGCCUCGCUGCCGCUGACGACAUUCAGUCCAAGCCCUUCAAGCUGAUCCUGGACUCUGCGGACGGCAGAAUUAACGGCAAAAGUAUCUCUUCCUGCCACUCUGGCGCCGCCAUCGAGGCUCUCUGCAUCGGUGGCUCCACCAACGAUGCCUACCAGACCUACUACCUAAACACCACCGAGGGCAGCACCAGCCCCGUCGAGGGCUACGGUCCUUCCGGCAAACUUGUCUGGAACAUCCCUCUGCAGGGCACCACCGAGUCCGAGGCCAUGCAGUUCUUUUACGAGCCUUACACCAACAUAGCCCAUCCCCUGUUUGAGCCCUCCUACGUUGCUACCUACGUCGCAUUCGGGGACAAGGACAACGAGCUGGCCAUCUUUAGCUACAUUGACGACACCGUCAGCCCUCCAAAGACUGGCGAGUUCAAGGCCCUCAAGCAGUGGUACGCCUGCAUUACCGACUACUCCGGCUAUAGAUACCAGUCCCUCAACUGGGUCGUCGGCAACGGCAAGCCCCAGAACCCCUCUUGCAUCAAGACUGAGGUCAAGCGUGUCUUUAUUUAA
Molecule: messenger RNA, 600 nt
Organism: Beauveria bassiana ARSEF 2860
Lineage: Eukaryota; Fungi; Ascomycota; Sordariomycetes; Hypocreales; Cordycipitaceae
Exons: 2
Coding region: 1-600 (199 amino acids)
Source: RefSeq, a predicted model, not a curated record